AUGACCUUCACAAAUCCACCCUCUCUUCCAACACCCCUUACACCUUCCAUGCCAUUGUCCGGUCCACUUCCAGAACAGAUUGAGUCCUUACCCAUCACCCCUCCGGAGAUACCGGAGAACUUUGACGAAAAAUCCUUCAAGCCGGACAGCAGAACGAUCAAAAAGGCUCUACACGUGCUGGCCACUGAGAGAUUGGCUCUGUCUCAUCUGGAAGAUCUCUACACAAAUUCUCUUCAGAUUCAGGAAUCGCUUCUUAGCGCCAUUACUCAGAUUAUCCAUUCUGAGACCCGACAUGGGAAGACCAUUUUCACCGGCGUGGGCAAGUCGGGUCAUAUUGCCAAAAAGCUUGUUGCAACCUUUGUUUCCUUGGGCAUUCAUGCGGUAUUCCUGCAUCCGAUCGAGGCCUUGCACGGCGACCUCGGCGUCGUUCGACCAAAUGACACAGUUAUCAUGAUCACCUUCUCUGGGAGAACCCCUGAGCUUUUGUCGCUUCUCCCCCACAUUCCGUCAAGCAUUCCCCUGAUCAUUAUGACUGCGCAUCUGAAUCCUAGCACGUGUCCACUUCUGUCGCAUCCGACGAGGUCUAGUUCGAACAAUAUUCUCCUUCCAACCACAAUCCACGAGUCCGAGAUCUCGUCAUUCGGCGUCUCAGCGCCAACCACUUCAACCACAAUUACGCUAGCUUUGGGCGACAGCUUAGCUCUUGCGGUGGCUGAUGAGAUGCACUCUGCCGCGGGUCUCCAGACUCCGGCUAUUUUUGCAGCAAAUCAUCCGGGUGGUGCCAUCGGUGCGGCUUUGAAACCACCCCCACAGACGCCGCCCCCGACGGUAUCGCGCAUGUCCGACCUCGCUACCAAUGUGACCCAAGUACCCAUUGCCGGGGGACGGCCUGGAAAUCCCCUUUUGUGUUUCGAUAUUCUCGUCACCGCCGUGCGGUCGCCUGGCGGUUUUGUUCGAACAUCCCCCAAUCAUAUCAUCGGUCCUCGACGGAUCCAGAAGUUGCAGAAUCCCGAACUGCCAAUCUCGGAACUGGAGGAUGAGAUCGGUAAAGUUAUCAUUGAGAAGACGGACUGGAUAUCUGUUCUCGGUACCAACACCGUCGAAGAAUGUAAAAGAUGGAUUCACCGGAUGCGCGAAGAAGGUACAGGCCGGGGAAAAGAAUUUCUUCGGCGAGGCACUCUGCUUGGAAUUGUUGACCAUAAUGAGGUCACUGGGGUGGUGGAGAUAGAGGAUUUGAUGGGUGAGGAUUUUGUUUGA
Molecule: messenger RNA, 1257 nt
Organism: Rhinocladiella mackenziei CBS 650.93
Lineage: Eukaryota; Fungi; Ascomycota; Eurotiomycetes; Chaetothyriales; Herpotrichiellaceae
Exons: 1
Coding region: 1-1257 (418 amino acids)
Biological process (GO): carbohydrate derivative metabolic process
Molecular function (GO): carbohydrate derivative binding
Source: RefSeq, a predicted model, not a curated record